CAGAAGUACUGACGUAUUUCAUAUGCGCCGGAGAAAAACUGUUAGCAAGCGACCUAGCUGCUUCUUGUUUUGAUUUUGCUGCACGUUAUGGCGGUGCUGCUCAGAGGACUUCGAGUGGGACGGGCCCUGCGCUGUUUCAGUAGCGUGUCUGUUCCGGUGGGCACCAGCCCCCAAUGCUGCGUCGGGCGCCGCGGAUUUCACCGAGCUGCUCUGCUGCUACAGGACAGUUCCAAAUCUGAUCACACUGACCCUUCUUCCUCCUCGUCUUCCUCGUCCACUUCCUACCACCAACAUUACCAGGCUCACCCAUCUGAGUCCGAGCAAGCCGCAUCUGCACCAGAGGAGGAGUCUCAGAAGCCUAAUACAAGCUAUGCAGACCAGAGUGGGGAGGAGGGUGAGGACUAUGAAACGGAGGAGCAGCUGCAGGUUCGCAUCCUCACCGCGGCGCUGGAGUUUGUCCCGCAGCACGGGUGGUCUGUGGAGGCCAUCUCUGCUGGGGCUGAGAGCCUGGGCUUGUCCUCUGCAUCGGCUGGCAUGUUCACCAAUGGGACAGGAGACCUGAUCCUGCACUUCAUUGCACAGUGUAACAGCCAGCUGACCGAGUCCCUGGCUGAGGAACACAACCAAAUCCAGAUGGGCCGCGCAGAGCCCAAGGACACGGCACAGUUCCUGAGAGAUGCUGUGGAGGCCCGACUGAGAAUGCUAAUUCCGUACAUCGACACCUGGCCACAGGCCAUGAGUAUCCUGCUGCUCCCUCACAACAUCCCCGACAGCCUGAAGCACCUGUCCACCCUGAUCGAUGACAUCUGGUACUACGCCGGAGACCGCUCCACAGACGUGAGUGUGUCCAAAUCUGCGUCCAAAUCUUCCUCCUCUAACUUCAUCUUCUCCCCCGGCCAUCAACGCCUCCACUCAAUCCGGCCUGGCUCCUCAAAGUUGAACUGGUACACACGCCGGGCCGCUCUGACGGGGAUCUACAACACCACAGAGCUGGUGAUGCUGCAGGACUCCUCCCCUGAUUUCCAGGACACGUGGGCGUUCCUCAGCAACCGUAUCCAGGAUAUGAUGAACAUGGCAGACACAGCUAAGCAGGUGCAGUCCACCGGGGAGGCAGUGGUGCAGGGGCUCAUGGGAGCUGCAGUAACUCUGAAGAACCUUACAGGAGUGAACCAGCGGCGGUGAAGUAUAGGUGUGCACAGACAGCCUCUCUCCACUGUACCCACAGUUCUCUGCUGUAUAUGUUUUAGUGUGCUCCAGUCUUCACGGUCCUGCAUAUUCUGCCAGGGUUGGUUUUGUCAGACACUCUGUCCUCCAGUUCAGGGUUUUGUCCUCUAGACAGGCUCUGGAGUCACUGUGCCAUAGGUUUGCUCCUCUCUAAUUUGGAUCAGGAGGAGUUCAGUUUCAGGGUCCGCUAGUGUAGACGUCCACCCGUCCAUUUGUAAAAACCUGUGACCGUUAUAUAACGUAAUAUAAAAUAUGCAUUGCACUUGAAACAUUUUGUUGUCUUUGAUCUAUGAAAAGAACUUCAAUAAAGCAAAAUUUGUUCUCAU
Anguilla anguilla (European eel) is the source of this 1550-nucleotide messenger RNA. RefSeq names its product ubiquinone biosynthesis protein COQ9-B, mitochondrial-like. Gene Ontology annotation, cellular component: mitochondrial inner membrane. Gene Ontology annotation, biological process: ubiquinone biosynthetic process. Gene Ontology annotation, molecular function: lipid binding. Lineage: Eukaryota; Metazoa; Chordata; Actinopteri; Anguilliformes; Anguillidae. The record is from RefSeq and is a predicted model, not a curated record. The transcript has 9 exons. Bases 88 to 1182 code for a protein of 364 amino acids.